UCUAACGGGACUGAUAUGUUCUUGUAGAGGCUAAUCAUGAAUCACGACCGAGCUCCAAAAAGAACCCUCGAAGUUAAUUUCGAAACAGAGUUACCUUGCAAACUUGCCAAAUGUAAGACAUCGCAAGAUACUGACGAAAUUGCAAAAGAAAAUUGUUCCAUUCGGAAGCCUAAUUUAUCUUACAUAGCGAUGAUUUCAAUGGCCAUUCAAAGUGUACCCUCAAAACAGAUGUUACUUUCGGAAAUAUAUGAAUGGAUUUCAAAGAACUAUCCGUAUUAUAAAAUGGAGGAUAAGAGUUGGAGAAACAGUAUUCGUCACAAUCUCUCCCUAAACGAGUGUUUUAUAAAGUCGGGACGGAGUGAAAGUGGAAAGGGAAGUUACUGGUCAAUCCAUCCAGCUAACAUAGAAGACUUUGGAAAUGGCGACUUCCGCCGACGUCAGGCAAGGCGGCGCGUGCGAAAAUGUGAUGACGAGCUGCGGAUGCUGUGUAAACCGUGUUAUGCAUCCGGGGAUUCUGUGCUGACGUCACAACCUUCACAUUCACAGGUCAAGCUUUACUCUGGGUACGUACCUAUGAGCAGAACGUAUGUGAGCACGGGAUAUCUGACAUCCAUAUUUGGGACUGCUCCGAUCCGUACCAAGGACGAACAAAACCGAAACGCACAACAGACAGAUAGGUUUGUAUUACCUAAUGAGGUCAUCCCUCCAACUCUUCAAACAUUUCCCGGAAGUCUAACCGGUUCCCCCGGUGGUGGGGAAAAUGAUACCCCUUCUGUGAGUGUCAACGUGAAUGUAAAUCUAGACGGAUUUCAACAACAAUUUCGAAAGGUACAGCUAUAAUUAAAAACGGAAUUGGACAGGAACUAUCUACAUAUUUAUGUACAUUAAUUUGUUAUACUUAUAUAUGUAUAUAUAUAUAUAUAUAUAUACAAAUAUAGAUGAACUGCUGACUUGUUUGUGCAGUAUAUUACCGAAGAUCUACGUCCAAAUAAUGGUUAUUUUCGUUGCGCGGUCUUAGAUUAGAUCUAAAUCUGUGGUUGUUUUAAGUGACUGAAUUACGAACCUUUUGUUAAUUAAUUCCUGUUAAUUGAUAACGGAGCUGUUAAUGCUAUAUACAUGUGCAGGUUUUUUUAUGCUAAAAUAAGAUAUUUAACAAUAAAUGUUAUUUUUAUACAAUGUUGAAGACGCAAGUCUGUUAAUGAUGCUGGAUUUAUAACAAAACAUGUUUUUGCAUUAAACUUAUUUAUCCUAUAAUGUACAUCUGUUAUAACGUGUAAUAACUAUGAUACAAAAAAUGUAAUUAAUUUCGUGGUAUGUAAUACAGACCUGUGGUAUUUGACAAUACAAAGGCGGUUUAGCAAUUUGUUGUAUGGCCAUUCGAGUUAUUCCCCUUCCAUCAACCAUACUGUACCAUGAUAGAGAGAAGUUCUCAAAUCGUCUAAAAUAAUAACGUUGUUUUUCAGUCACAUAAAGUAUCGUAAUGAUAUCCUGUUCAGAUAUGCUGUUUGGUUCUAAAAAGGUCUGUGCGAUAUUGAACAAAAAUGGUUAACAGAAACAGGAAGACCUCAUACAAUGAGAGCAGAAAAAAUCUGGGGAGUCCAUUAUCCUGUCAAAAGAAUGGUUUUCUUUUUCCAUCGAGCCGGUCGCAUCGUGUUUCUGAAAUAACGUUACCAUGUAAAAGAACUUAAUUAUGUGUAAUCCGGCUAGUUAUAAAAACCCAAAUUGACAAUUGGAUAAUGGAUGAGGAAAUUGAUUCAGUAUAGGACUUUUAUAGAUACAAGCUUCCCCACCCAGAAGCAUAGUCAUGUCUGAGUUUAAGUGCCUUCAAUUUCCUUAAUCUACAGGACGAUCUUAAUUGCGAAGCCCCGUUAAGUUAGGAAAUGUUUUCCGUUGCAAUUUAAAAUCAAUAUAAAUCUGUCGGCGUGAGCGUAUGUGACGAUAUCGUCUCACAGAGGU
Messenger RNA from Pecten maximus, 1956 nucleotides. Its product is annotated as forkhead box C1-A-like. Bases 37 to 840 code for a protein of 267 amino acids. Gene Ontology annotation, molecular function: RNA polymerase II cis-regulatory region sequence-specific DNA binding; DNA-binding transcription factor activity, RNA polymerase II-specific. The transcript has a single exon. Gene Ontology annotation, biological process: anatomical structure morphogenesis; cell differentiation; regulation of transcription by RNA polymerase II. NCBI's taxonomy places the organism in Eukaryota, Metazoa, Mollusca, Bivalvia, Pectinida, Pectinidae. The record is from RefSeq and is a predicted model, not a curated record.